Messenger RNA from Sinocyclocheilus anshuiensis, 4189 nucleotides. RefSeq names its product cGMP-dependent 3',5'-cyclic phosphodiesterase-like. The transcript is spliced from 23 exons. Gene Ontology annotation, molecular function: 3',5'-cyclic-nucleotide phosphodiesterase activity; protein binding. The record is from RefSeq and is a predicted model, not a curated record. Gene Ontology annotation, biological process: signal transduction. NCBI's taxonomy places the organism in Eukaryota, Metazoa, Chordata, Actinopteri, Cypriniformes, Cyprinidae.
AUGACCAUAGUACCAGUUAUUGCUAGUGCUCUCACCGUGGCCUGUAAGCGAGUCAGAGACAUUCAGAGAUGCUCCAAACGGCCACACGCUCAAUCCCACAAUGCACCAGCGGAGCCCAAAGCCAGAGCACAGGCGGAGGACUACAGAGAGCUCGACCGCAAGAUCCUACGGCUGUGUGGUGAGCUGUAUGAUCUGGACGCCGCCUCCCUGCAGCUCAAAGUCAUCAGUUAUUUGCAGACAGAAACUCAGUCGCAGUGCUGCUGUUUACUGCUGGUCUCUGAAGACAAUCACCAACUCUUCUGUCAGGUUGUCGGAGAUAAAGUUUUGGAAGAGGAAAUCAGUUUUCCGCUUAUGUUCGGUCGCUUUGGGCAGGUGGUGGAGACAAAGAAAUCCAUUACACUACAGGACGUCAGCCAGGAGGAACGUGGGUUAUUGAGCAGUUUGUUGGGGUUCGAGCCGAACUCGAUGCUUUGCGUUCCUGUUAUCAGUCAAGCCACUGGACAGGUGGUGGCGCUAGCGUGUACCUUCAACAAACUGAGUGGACAGAGGUACAUGGAGGCGGAUGAGCAUGUGAUCCAGCACUGUUUCUGUUACUCAUCGACGGUUCUCACCAGCACACUGGCCUUCCAGAAAGAGCAGAAACUCAAGUUCGAGUGUCAGGCUCUGCUGCAAGUGGCUAAAAACCUCUUCACGCACCUCGAUGACGUGUCUGUAUUACUGCAGGAGAUCAUCAUCGAGGCCAGAAACCUGAGCAACGCUGAGAUUUGUUCUGUGUUCCUGUUGGAUCACUUCAGUCAUGAACUCGUGGCCAAAGUGUUCGAUGGAGGAGUCGUGAACGAUGACGAGAAGGAGUUUCGUAUCCCGGCGGAUCAGGGCAUCGCUGGUCACGUGGCCACCACUGGGAAAAUCCUCAACAUCAAGGAUGCGUAUUCCCACCCUCUGUUUUACCGCGGUGUGGACGACAGCACGGGCUUCAGGACGAGAAACAUCCUCUGCUUCCCCAUCAAAGAUGAGAACGAAGAGGUGAUCGGUGUGGCAGAACUGGUGAAUAAAACCAACGGCCCGUGGUUCAAUCGUUUCGAUGAGGAUCUGGCAACCGCGUUCUCCAUCUACUGCGGCAUCAGCAUCGCUCAUUCUCUGCUGUAUAAGAAGGUCCAUGAGGCUCAGUUCCGCAGUCAUCUGGCCAAUGAGAUGAUGAUGUACCACAUGAAGGUGUCGGAGGAGGAGGUCACUAAACUCCUGCACAGCGGCAUCGAGCCGGUCCAGAAAAUCCACCCGGACUUCUCUGAGUUCACGUACACGCCGCGCUCUCUGCCUGACGACAGCACUCCGAUGGGCGUCCUGAGCAUGUUUGAAGACAUGGGCGUCAUCAACACCUAUAAGAUCAACCUGCACACUUUAGCCAGGUUUUGUCUGAUGGUGAAGAAGGGCUACAGAGAUCCUCCGUAUCACAACUGGAUGCAUGCCUUCUCCGUCUCACACUUCUGUUAUCUGCUUUACAAGAACCUACAACUGUCUAACUACCUCGAAGAUAUAGAGAUUCUGGCGCUCUUCGUGUCCUGCAUGUGUCACGAUCUGGACCAUCGAGGAACCAACAACUCCUUCCAGGUGGAUUCGCAAUCUGUCCUGGCGGCCCUUUACAGUUCAGAGGGAUCUGUGAUGGAGAGACAUCACUUCGCUCAGGCCAUCGCCAUCCUCAACACACAAGGCUGCAACAUCUUUGAGAAGUUCUCCAGAAAGGACUAUCAGCGGAUGCUGGAUCUGAUGAGAGACAUCAUCCUGGCCACAGAUCUGGCUCAUCACCUGAGGAUCUUCAGGGACCUGCAGAAGAUGGCUGAUGGUAAAAAUAUAAAUUUUGUAAAAUAAAAAUUAUAAUGUAAAUAAGUAAUAUUAACAAAUAAUGAUCCUGUCUUGACCAUGCCCACGUAUGACAAACCAUUCUAUUUGUAUGUUUCAAACAUAUACUAUAAAGAGUUCUUCUCUCAGGGGGAUCUGGAGAAGGCGAUGGGAAACAGACCCAGUGAGAUGAUGGAUCGUGAGAAAGCCUACAUCCCUGAACUCCAGAUCAGCUUCAUGGAGCACAUCGCCAUGCCAAUAUACAAGCUCCUGCAGGAGAUUUUCCCACGUUCGGCCGAGCUUUACGAGCGCGUGGCCGCCAACCGCGAGCAGUGGGCCAAAGUCUCGCACAAGUUCACCAUCCGCGGACUACCGAGCAACAACUCGCUGGACUUUCUGGACGAGGAAUUCGAGCUGCUGCAGUCUCAAGGCGCCUUCGGAGACGAUUCGCAUCGCAUGAACGGUUGCCUGGACGACGACUGCGACAAACACGACCAAUGACGUCGCUAGGGCAAAGGUCACCUGACGGAUUGUAUCUUGGUAAAAUUCCGUAGUUACCGACGAGGCUUUGAGGAAAGGUUCGUUGUUUCCUUUUUGCCGUUUUGCACGAUGAAGGACGAUGGAUGGUGCUGCGCAGUCGGCGGAGUGUGUAAUGUUACGCAGACAUUUGGACUGAAAAAGUUAUAUUCUCAGUGGCCCCAUUGUAAUAGCUAAACAUUUUAUUCUAAAUGAAAAAUCAUAUUUCACUUAAACAACUAGAUGAAUAAAAUAUAAGAAUUCCAGCAGCCCAGUGUUACAUUUUUAAAAGUUGUAACAAUUACAGGUGUCUGGUGAUACGUUUAAAUCAGUGUUACGUUUUUAGAACUUGUAACAGUUCCAGCUGCCUGGUGUUACAGUGUUACGUUUUUGAAGCUUGUAACAAUUCCAGAAGCCUGGUGUUGCUGUUUUAGAGCUUGUAAUACUUCCUGCUGCUUGGUGUUACAUUUUUACAACUUGUAACAAUUCUAGCAGACCAGUGUUACAUUUCUAGAACUUGUAACAAUUCCAGCAGCCAGUGUCACGGUUUUUAGAACUUGUAAUAAUUCCUGCUGCCAAGCGUUACAUUUUUAGAACUUGUAACAAUUACAGCAGCCUGAUGUUACAUUUUUUAAAAUCUUGUAACAAUCCUGGGAGCCCAGUGUUGCAUGUUUAAACCUGUAACAAUUCCAGCAGCCUGGUGUUACAUUUCUAGAACUUGUAACAAUUCCAGCAGCCUGGUGUUACAUUUCUAGAACUUGUAACAAUUCCAGCAGCCUGGUGUUACUUUAAAAAAAAAAAAUUUAAUCUUGUAACAAUCCUGGGAGCCCAGUGUUACAUUUUAAACCUGUAACAAUUCCAGCAGCCUGGUGUUACAUUUCUAGAACUUGUAAGAAUUCCAGCAUUCUGUUACAUUUGUAGAAUAUGUAAUAAUUCCAGCAGCCUGAUUUUCCAGCUGCCCAAUGUUACAUUUUUAGAAUGUUUUUUUAGUAGUUGUUAUUUUGUUGCACAUCCAAACAGAAGCAAAUUGAAAUACUACAAGAAAAACUAAGUCACUGUUUUCUUUUCUGCGUCCUCAGCGUACAGAAAUUGUCAGACGAAACACAUCUUUGGAUAAUUAAUCUUUUUUCAACCAAUUUCGCCCCUCAGACGUCAGUUCUCCCUGUUUACACAGAAAAACGCAACACAACAACAUUUCUCCAUUCCCGAAAUCCCAAAACCAAUCAUUGGAAAUCUCAGUCAAGCGAGCAGCGAGCGAUUAGAGCGUGUGUGACGACAGGCGUGAAAACACACGGACCCCGAAGACCUUCUGAAACCGUCGUGGAGAAACUUUUCGAAGCUCUGUACAUAUAGUUGUGUUUUAAAGGGCUAUGCGGCCCUCACACUUUUCUUUCUCAGGAUGGCAGAAUGUGUGCGUCAAAUGGAUCUUGCCUUACAAAUGUUUGCGUUGCCUUCCUGAGUGACUUUAAAAGAGAUCUAUGUAUAAAAACGUUCGGCCUUUCUAUGUACAGCUCUGAAGCUACAUGGAUAUAUAGAGAUAUCUAUUUGCCGUGUGUAAAUGUGUGUUUGCACAGGUGUGACUGUAAGUGCAUUUGCCAAAAUCUGCAAAGGAACAGAAAACAGAGUGAUGUCAGUUUUAUGAUUUAACCUGAUGUCAGUUUAAUAUUAACCUGCAGUGGAGUGUCAAUUUCACAGAAAACUCCAUCAUAUUUCACAACAAAAUCAAAAGAAUAAAAUAAGUUACAUCAAAUUUUAUGAUUAAAAUAUUGCAUUAAAUAUUAAGCCUGUUUUUAAGACCAAUAUCAUUGUAAUAUAUAUAUAUAUAUAUUUUUUUUUC